UCAGAGCAAAGCAUGAAUGUUAAAGGACUCUCUGAACAUAAAAAAUGGAAAUAUUCUGCCGUCUCUCUCAGGACAGAUUUCAACUUCAAAGCUCGCUCUGUCAGACAAGAUGAACACAAUGAUGUACAAAAGAAAACCUUUACAAAAUGGUUAAAUGCACGCUUUUCAAAGAGUGGAAAAUCUCCUGUCAAGGAUUUGUUUAUUGACCUGAAGGAUGGAAGAAAGCUGUUGGAUCUCCUGGAAGGCCUCACAGGAACAUCAUUGCCCAAGGAACGUGGAUCAACAAGAGUUCAUGCCUUAAAUAAUGUCAACAGAGUCCUGCAAAUUUUACAUCAAAAUAAUGUGGAAUUAGUGAAUAUAGGUGGUACAGAUAUUGUUGAUGGAAAUCACAAACUAACCCUUGGCCUUAUAUGGAGCAUCAUCCUACACUGGCAGGUCAAAGAUGUCAUGAAGGCUAUCAUGUCAGAGCUACAGCAGACAAACAGUGACAAGAUUCUAUUGAGUUGGGUCCGACAUUCCACAAAGCCUUAUAGUCAAGUAAAUGUUCUGAACUUCACUACAAGCUGGGCGGAUGGCUUGGCCUUCAAUGCUCUGAUUCACAGACACAGACCUGACUUGUUCAGCUGGGAAAAGAUUACUCAACUACCUCCACUCGAGAGACUAGAUCACGCUUUCAAUAUCGCAAAAAAAGGCUUGGGAAUAGAAAAACUACUUGACCCGGAAGAUGUUGCAGUGCAAUUGCCUGAUAAAAAAUCUAUACUUAUGUACCUUACAUCACUAUUCGAAGUCCUUCCUCAUGAAGUCACAUUAGAUGAUAUUCAUGAGGUUGAAACUCUUCCAAGAAGAUACAAAGGAGUGUGUGAGGAGAUGGUUUUCAGUAAGCAGCAGACUUCCAAUGAACAGUGUGAAGAUUCAGGACCAGAGACACCAAGUACUGUAACAGAAGUAGAGAUGGAUCUGGACAGCUACCAAGUGGCCCUUGAAGACGUCCUAACUUGGCUUCUUUUAGCAGAAGACACAUUUGAAGACCAAGGGGAAAUAUCUGAUGAUGUGGAGGAAGUUAAACAACAGUUUAGUACUCACGAGGCUUUUAUGAUGGAACUCACAGCACAUCAAAGCAGUGUGGGUAAUGUCCUGCAAGCCGGAAACCAGCUGAUUGCUAAGGGUGACCUGUCUGUUGAAGAAGAAUAUGAGAUCCAAGAGCAGAUGACGUUACUGAACAAUCGCUGGGAAUCACUCCGUGUUGAGAGCAUGAUCAGACAGGCCCGUCUCCAUGAAGUGUUGAUGGAAUUGCAAAGGAAACAACUGGAUCAGCUGUCAGACUGGUUAACUGCCACAGAAAAACGGAUUCAGAACAUGGAUAUGUUGUCAUUUGGGGAAGAUUUUGAAGCAUUUAAAAAGCAAAUUGAAGAACACAAGAAAUUGCAAAAUGACCUUGAGACAGAGCAGGUGAAGGUGAACUCUCUAACACACAUGGUGGUUAUUGUUGAUGAAAACAGUGAAGAAGGUGCCACCAUAGCACUGGAAACUCAGUUACAGAGACUUGGAGAGCGCUGGGCAGCUGUUUGCCGCUGGACAGAGGAACGCUGGAGUAAUUUGCAAAAAAUUCUAAUCUUGUGGCAACAAUUAUUGGAAGAACAGUGUUUGUUUAAAUCAUGGCUAUCCGAGAAAGAAAAAUCUUUAAGUAAAAUCCAAAGAAGUAACUUCAAAGACCAAGCAGAGCUUAGUGCCAGCGUGAGAAGGUUGGCGGAUUUAAAGGAAGAAUUGGGAAGAAAGAAGCAGACUUUAGACCAUCUCCAUGAGAUAGCUCAGGAUGUGGUCCAGCUUGCUAGCAAUGCCAAGGCUUCUAGGAAACUUAUGGAUGAUAUGGAAGAUCUGGCUCAAAGAUGGGAUGGCUUGGUGCAUCAAUUAGAAGACUACACUAAUCAGGUCACUGAAUCAGUAACCACCCUAGGGGUAACACAAGUGUCACACAAGGUGGUCAUUGAGACUAUGACUGUUAAAGAACACAGCAGCAUUAAUAUCAUCAAACAAGAGCUUCCUCCUCCCCCACCUCCUAAGAAACGUCAGAUGUACUUGGACACUGAGGAGAAGAAAAAGUUUGACGAGGAAUCUGCCAAGUUGUUGAAUUGGAUGAUUAAAACCAGAGCUACCAUUCAAGCUGCUGAGAUCAGUGACUAUAGAAAGAUUAGAGAGACAUCAGACAUAAAAGAAAGGCUAAAGAUUUUUGAGAAAGAAAGAAAUGAGAGGGCCCCCAGUUUUGACGACGCCCUCAUAACUGGACAUCGCCUACUGGAGUUGUGUGAGAAAGACGAUAUCCCACCCGAUGAAGUAAAAAGUUCAAUUGAUUCUUUGCAGACGGAAUGGAAAGAGACAAAUAGUCAAAUAGAAGAGUUAAAUAAUAGGAUCCAGUACCAAGAUGCAAUUACAGCUGUGUUCAGAAAGCUGCAGGUUUUGGAAGAAAAUAUAAAGCAAGAGGAGGAUUGGUUAAAUGCCCCAAAUAAGGCUUCUCAGGAGCAGUCACUUAGCGAAAUAAGUCAGGAAAGACUUAGCAAGCUUAACGACCUGAACACCGAGGUGGAAAAUCUAAAAUCGAAUGUAAUAUCCCUAAGCUCCCAACCAAGUGCUCCGGUUUUUAUUCAGCUCAGUUUCAACGAAUUUAAUAACCACUACCAGAACGUAAAGAACCAAGUGGAGCAAGAAGUCCAGAAAUAUCAAAAAGCAUUGGAAUGUCAGCCAAGUCAGAAUUACCUGUACACACGGAAAGUGCUGAAAGACACGUUAGUGGAUUGUCGGAGCCAGUUACAAUCCCUCUCGACUGGCCUCUGCGACCCCAUCUCAGUAGAACAAGCCUCGAAGCAGACAAAGAUUCUUUUACAGACAAUUGAAGAUCAAAAAGAAAAUUUAGAUAAACUCUAUUCAGAAAUACGAUUGCUGGAGAAACGGGCACCAGAUGAUAAAUUAAAGAUCUACCUAAUGGAGUGUACGGAUUUAGAGGAUCAGUGGAUGGUGUUACGCAGUUGCUGCUCGGAACAUAUCAGUGUUCUGGAGGAUAUCUCUUCUAAACUACGAACAUUUGAGGCCGAUUCCAAAUCUAUCCAAAAAUGGGCCAAUGAUGCAAAAGAUUUUGUUCUAAACCAACGUUCUGAUUCAGAGGAUUCUGAAGGACUGCAGAGACAACUGGACCAGUGCAUGGCACUUGUUAAUGAAAUGGAAACAGUUGAAGCCUCUUUAAAAAAGAUGAGUGAAGUAGAGGUUGCACUUAGAAGACACCCGGAUACAAUGAUCAAUACAUGGGUACAGCCCAGGCUUAAUGAUCAACAGGAGCAGUGGGAGAAAUUAAGCAAGCAGGUAAUUCACCAGAUGAACAGGCUAUCUGAGAGCCAGGAGAAAGCAGUGAACUUGAAGAAAGACUUGGUAGAGAUGCGGGAAUGGAUGAUACAGGCUGAAGAAGAAUACUUAGAAAAGGAUUUUGAAUAUAGGUCUCCAGACGAACUAGAGAAUGCGGUGGAGGAAAUGAAAAGAGCAAAAGAGGAUGUGCUGCAGAAAGAGGUGAGGGUGAAGAUUUUGAAGGACAAUAUAAAGACAUUAGCUGCCAAAGGUCCAAAUGGUGGUCAAGACCUGACAACUGAACUGAAGGAAGUGCUGGACAAUUACCAGCUUCUCUGUAACAGGAUCCGGGGGAAGUGUCACACGUUGGAGGAAGUCUGGUCGUGCUGGAUUGAGCUUCUCCAAUUUCUGAAACUAGAAACUGCCUGGCUAGACACAUUGGAGGAAAAAAUCCAGAACUCGUCAACUCUACCUGACAGAGCUGAUUUAGUGAGCGAGACAUUGGAGUCUUUAGAGUCUGUACUGCGCCAUCCGGCAGACAACAGAACCCAGAUUCGUGAGCUUGGUCAAACCUUAAUUGAUGGGGGCAUCCUCGAUGACAUCAUCAGCGAGAAGCUGGAAGUAUUUAAUGCUCGCUAUGAGGAGCUGAGCCAUUUGGCUGUGAACAGACAGAUCACUAUGGAGCAACAUCUGCAGAGCUUGCGGGAGAGUGAGCACAUGCUGCAGGUACUUCAGGAGUCUUUGGAAGAGCUGGACAAACAGCUGACCACGUACCUCACAGACAGAGUCGAUGCAGUCCGAAUGCCACAGGAAGCCCAGAAAAUCCAGGCAGACAUAACUGCCCAUGAAGCUACUUUGGAAGAGCUGAAGAAAAGCUCCAGACCAUUGCCCCCAGCAACACCUGAGGUCAAAUCACCACGUGGAGGAUCUCAGUUAGAUGUUCUUCAGAGAAAGCUACGAGAAGUAUCCACAAAAUUCCAGCUCUUCCAGAAGCCUGCCAAUUUUGAACAGAGAAUGCUGGAUUGUAAACGUGUUCUCGACGGAGUCAAAGACGAUCUUAGUGUUCUUGAUGUUAAGGAUACUGAUCCUGAUGUCAUCCAAAAACAUCUGGAUGGGUGCAUGAAACUCUACAAAACUCUAAGUGAAGUCAAGUUAGAAGUAGAGACUGUUAUUAAGACGGGAAGACAAAUUGUGCAAAAGCAACAAACAGAUAAUCCCAAGUCAAUGGAUGAACAUUUAACCGCCUUGAAGCUUCUGUAUAAUGACCUUGGUGCACAGGUGACUGAGGGGAAACAAGACUUGGAAAGAGCAAUUCUUUUGGCCAGUAAGCUGAAGAAAGAUUCUUCCUCUCUGUCUGAAUGGCUCACGGCUACAGAAUCUGAACUUAUUCAGAAGUCCACUGCAGACGGCUUAUGUAGAGAUCUGGAUGCAGAAAUAUCCUGGGCUAAAAAUGUGCUAAAAGAGCUGGAAAAGAGGAAAGCAGAUCUGAACAGCGUGACCGAGAACAGCGCUGCGCUACAGUGCUUGGUGGAGGGCAGUGAAGCUGCACUGGAAGAGAAGCUUUGCAUUCUGAAUGCAGGCUGGAGCAGAGUCCGCACUUGGACAGAGGACUGGUGCAACACGCUCUUGAAUCACCAGAGUCAGAUGGAGAUUUUUGAUGAGAAUGUUGCUCACAUAAGCACUUGGCUGUACCAAGCGGAAGCCCUUCUUGAUGAGAUUGAGAAAAAGCCAGCUAACAAAAAGGAGGAGACUGUCAAGCGCCUGUUGUCAGAGCUGGAUGAUGUCAGCCUCCGUGUAGACAAUGUCCGUGACCAGGCCAUAAUAUUAAUGAGCAAUCGGGGCACAUCUUGUCGUGAGUUGGUGGAACCAAAAUUGGCUGAGCUCAAUCGUAACUUUGAAAAGGUUUCACAGCACAUCAAAGCAGCUCAAUUUAUGGUUGGUCAUGAUACUCGGUCACAGAUUAAAGGUCCAGAGGAAGAGUCUUUGCCUGCGGAUAAUUCUACAGUAGAGCUGGAAAUGUUUGAGUCUGAACUCCUGGGUGCCCAGAAAAUGGUCGAGAGACACCUACAGUCAGUGACUGAUCAUGACAGGACUGAUGAAGAGAACACUCAAAUUGAAGAAGUUCUACUAAAAGGAGAGGCUGUGCUGCGGCAGCCCCUAGAAGACAACAAGAGAGAGAAGCUGCGACUGGAACUGCUGCUUUUACAGACCAGAUACAACAACGCAAAGGAACUGCAGCUAAUUCGGAAGAGACAGGAGAUAAGGCUCUCUCCAGUUUCCAAGCCUAUUGAGAAGGAAAAAGAUAACUUCUUCAACUGGAUGAAUGAGACAGAACAUCGUCUGUCCGGUCUCCAUGAGGCAGAGGAUGACAAGAAGCUUCAAGAGCUGCUGCAGGAGCUGGAUGAUCACAGAGAGGAAUUCAUCGCUCUGCAGAAGAAGACUGGCGCUCAGCUGCAUGAACCUGCUGGGGAAGUGGAUGGAGGGAAAGUUAAAGAGCGCUGGGAGGAGAUUGAAAAGCAGUUUGCAAUUUAUCUCGGAGUUCAGCAUCACAGCCUGGAUGUCUCAGCCGAUGAUCACCUAGAUGGCAGCACUUUCUCCUCACAGUACACUCCUUUGCUUCUCCCAUCAGACUAUUUAGUGGAGAUAAACAAAGUACUGCUUUCUAUUGCUGAUGCCGAGUUACUCCUCAAUGCUCCUGAGCUGAACAGUGGAGAAUAUGAAAACUUUUCUAUACAGGACGAUUCUCUCAAGAACAUUAAAGAUGUAGUGGACAAACUUGGAGAACAGAUUGCAGUUAUCCAUGAGAAACAGCCUGAUGCCAUCUUGGAAGCUACAGGACCUGAGGCAGUACAAAUUGGAGACUCCUUGACUCAGGUGAACGCUGAAUGGGAUCGGAUCAACCGUCUGUACAAUGACCGGAAGAGCCGUUUUGACAGGUCUUUGGAGGAGUGGCAUCAGUUUCAUUGUGACCUAAACGACCUGACACAGUGGACAACUGAGACAGAACAAUUGCUGGCUGAGUCCCAUUCACCAGGAGGCACCUUAAAUAUGGAGAAGGCUCACAUAAAUCAACCGGAGCUUGAGGAAGCAGUGAGCACCCAGCAGCUUAAUUUUACCAUACUCAACCAAAGUGGGGAAGGCAUCAUACAGCAUCUUUCUGCCACCGAUGGAGAAUUCCUACAGGAUAAACUGGCUGGGCUGAAUAAACGCUGGGGUGCAAUUAGAACAGAGGUUCUGGAAAGGCAGCUGAGGUUGAAAGGAGAAAGUCCAGCUUUAAGUGACUACAGGAAUAAGAUGGAUGGAUUUGUCAUCUGGUUGGAGAGGGCAUUUAAUGUGGCCCGUGUAAAACCUGCAUUGGAUAAUGAAGAGAGAUUGCAAGAACUGAAGGUUAUGAAUGUAGAGAUGGAAAAGAAAAGUGAGACGAUAGAAUGGCUAAAUCGAGCAGCUCCAGAAAUACUGGCACAGAAGAGUCUCAGUCCGCAGGAGAGAGAAAAACUAUCUGCAAGACUGAGGACAAUAAAUAUGAACUGGGAGCAGGUGUCCAGAGAAGUUCCUGAGAAAGUAAAGGAACUGGAGGGACAUUUGUAUUACCCCAAUUAUGCAACACAGACUACAUUACCCAAUUACACUACAAAAGUAGUCCAAAACAUGGUGCUUGUAUCUUCUGCCUCUGAAAUCCCUGUGUUCCCCAAACAUGGAAUUGACCUUCCAGCCCAAGCAGACCUUGAUAGGACUGUCAUCGAACUAGGAGACUGGCUGCUUCUCAUUGAUCAGAUGCUCAAGUCAAACAUUGUUACUGUUGGAGAUUGCGAAGAGAUCAACACUACCAUAACACGCAUGAAGAUAACCAAAGAAGAUAUGGAACAACGCCACCCACAGCUUGAAUCACUUUUCAUGUUGGCUCAAAAUGUGAAAAAUAAAACGUCUAAUUUAGACAUUAGAACGUCUAUCACAGAGAAAACAGAAAAACUGAAGAACCAGUGGGACAGCACCCAACAUGGGGUUGAGAGCCGCCAAGAGCAGCUACAGAAUAUGUUGGUUGACAGCAUCAAAUGGAAUGAUCAAAGGAAAGAGAUCCAAAAUAUCCUGGACCAAAGUGAUUUCCGUCUUUACACACUCACUCAGACAUCUAGAGACAAACUUGUCAAUCAGCUGGCAGAAAAUAAGGCAUUAGUGCAAGACCUGCACAAGGGAGAGAUUAUUAUGGAUGCAUUCAAUGAGCUUUCAAACAAACUACUUCAAAAUAACAGCUCUGAUGACACCAGGAAAGUAAAGGAAACCAGCGAUCAAUUGUACAUGAGUUGGGUUAACAUGAACAAGAGAGUUGGUGAUCGGCAGAGCGUGCUGGAAAAAGAGCUUAAAGAUGUCCAAGCCUUGGUCAAGGAACAUGAAAACUUUAUGAAAUGGAUGCAGGAAGCAGAAACGACUGUUAAUGUCCUGAUGGAUGCAUCACAACGAGAGGGCCUUCAACAGGAUGUCACCCGUUUGCGCCAACUCAAAAUGCAGCUCCAGGAUAUUCAAGCUGAGAUAGAUGCCCACAAUGACAUCUUUAAGAGUAUUGAUGGUAACCGUCAGAAAAUGGUGAAAGCCCUGGGAACCUCGGAUGAAACAGCAUUACUACAACAUAGACUUGAUGAUAUGAACCAACGAUGGCAUGAUUUGAAAGCCAAGUCAGCAAACAUCAGAACUCACUUGGAGGCGAGUGCAGAAAAAUGGAAUCGCUUGUUGAAAUCUCUGGAAGAUCUAAUCCUCUGGUUAGAUGCUAGAGGCGAAGAAGUGAAAAAGCAGAUGCCUGUGGGGGGAGAUGUUCUAACAGUACAACAACAGUAUGAUUACUGCAAGGUUCUGAAACGUGAGUUGAAAGAUAAAGAACAGACCAUAUUGAACACCAUAGAGCAAGCUCGUAUUUUCAUUUCUGAGCAACCCAUUGAAGGUCCAGAGGAGCCAAGAAGGACCUUACUUCCUAAAACAGAAAUAACCCCAGAAGAAAAAGCACAGAAAAUUGCAAGGGCCGUGAGGAAGCAGUCACUUGAAGUGAAAGAAAAGUGGGAAAGUCUGAAUACUCAGGCUGGCAGUUGGCAGAAGCAAGUAGACAAGUCUUUGGAGAAACUGAAAGAUCUUCAGAAUGCUAUGGAUGAACUUGAUGCAGACUUGACACAGGCUGAGAAAGUGCGCACUAGUUGGAAACCUGUAGGGGACUUAUUGAUUGACUCUUUGAAAGAUCACAUUGAGAAGACAAGUGCAUUUGGAGAUGAAAUCAUUCCCAUCAGCUCAAAAGUGAAGACAGUGAAUGAUGCGGCCAGUCAGCUUUCUGCGCUUGAUAUCCAGCCAUCUGCAAAGACUUCUCGGCAGUUAGAUGACCUCACCAUCAGAUGGAAGCUCCUACAGGCAGCUGUUGAAGAAAGACUAAAACAACUCCAGGAAGCACACCGUGAUUUUGGACCAGCCUCUCAACAUUUUCUCUCUACUUCAGUACAGCUUCCAUGGCAACGAUCUGUGUCACUAAACAAAGUGCCCUAUUACAUCAAUCAUCAAACGCAAACAACUUGUUGGGAUCAUCCGCAAAUGACAGACCUUUUCCAGUCAUUAGGUGACUUAAAUAAUGUAAGAUUCUCUGCCUACCGCACUGCUAUGAAAAUAAGAAGACUACAGAAAACACUGUGCUUGGAUCUUCUUGAGUUAAGUACCACGCACAAUGUUUUCAAACAGCAUGACCUGAAUCAGAACACUCAGCUACUGUCAGUUCCAGAAGUUAUAAGCAUCCUAACCACUAUCUACGAUGGGCUGGAACAGAAACACAAGGAACUGGUGAAUGUACCUCUCUGCGUAGACAUGUGUCUCAAUUGGCUGCUUAAUGUUUAUGACACGGGACGGACUGGUAAAAUCCGCGUUUUAUCACUAAAGAUUGGUCUCAUGUCUCUAUCCAAGGGUUUGCUAGAGGAAAAAUACAGAUAUCUAUUCAAGGAAAUUUCAGGGGCUGCUGAUACAUGCGACCAAAGGCAGCUGGGGUUAUUGCUUCAUGAUGCUAUUCAAAUUCCACGACAGCUUGGAGAAGUGGCCGCUUUUGGUGGCAGUAACAUUGAACCCAGUGUUCGCAGCUGUUUCCAACAUGCUCAGAACAAGCCAGAGAUCAACGUAAUGCAAUUCAUUGAGUGGAUGCGUUUGGAACCUCAAUCUAUGGUUUGGUUCCCUGUGUUGCACAGAGUAGCAGCUGCCGAAACCGCUAAGCAUCAAGCCAAAUGUAAUAUUUGCAAAGAGUGCCCGAUUGUAGGAUUCAGGUACCGAAGUCUUAAACAUUUUAACUAUGAUGUGUGUCAGAGCUGUUUCUUUUCUGGAAGGACGGCAAAGGGUCACAAAUUGCACCACCCCAUGGUGGAGUAUUGCAUACCAACAACAUCAGGAGAAGAUGUGCGUGACUUCACCAAGGUUCUAAAAAAUAAAUUCCGCUCCAAGAAAUACUAUGACAAGCAUCCAAGACUGGGUUACUUACCAGUGCAGACUGUGCUUGAAGGCGAUAACAUGGAAACUCCUAUCACGCUCAUCAGUAUGUGGCCUGACCAAUUUGACCCUAUGCAGUCACCUGAACUCUUUGACGAUGAUACACAUUCCAGGAUAGAGCAGUAUGCCAGCAGGCUGGCACAAAUGGAAAGAGCCAAUGGAUCUUUGUUCACAGACAGCAGCUCUGCUACCGGAAGCAUAGACGAUGAGCAUGCCUUGAUUCAGCAGUACUGUCAUACUUUGGGAGGAGAUUCACCCCUAGGCCAACCCCAGAGUCCUGUGCAGAUCCUCAAAUCAGUAGAGAAAGAAGAACGGGGAGAGUUAGAACGCAUUAUUGCCAACCUAGAGGAGGAGCAACGGAACCUUCAAAUUGAAUAUGAGCAACUAAAAGCACAACAUUUGAAAAGAGGUCUCACCCCUCCAUCUUCUCCCCCUGACUCAGUAGUGUCCAUACAACACACUUCUGAGGACUCCGAACUCAUAGCUGAGGCAAAACUGCUCAGGCAGCAUAAGGGUCGUCUGGAAGCCAGAAUGCAAAUUUUAGAAGACCAUAACAAACAACUGGAGUCCCAACUUCAUCGGCUACGUCAGUUACUAGAGCAGCCUGAAUCAGACUCGAGGGUUAAUGGAGUUUCUGUGACCGUCUCACCGCAGCCACCAGCACCAAGAUAUUCAGCUGAUCAUGAUUACUGCUCACAGUUUCAGCAGACAACUGGUGUAUUGUCCCCACCUUAUAGUACCAGCACAGACCUAGCAGAUAUGAUGGAACAAAUAAACAGCACAUUUCCACAAAGCAGCUGUAAGUAUGGCUAAUCAUAUCCUAUACCUCACUUGCUAUGUACAUGUAAUCACAGAGAGAUGCCCUAUAUUUAACCUGUAUUCUUUCAAGAUAAAAGUAUCUGCAAAAUUGCUAUCUUUCAAAAACAAGAAACAAGCCUGCUACGUUUGGCAGUUUUCAAUCUCUUACAGUUGACAGGUCUCUGUACAAUGCUCAUAUAUUUGUAAGAUUGCUAUGAAAUGUCAAGGCAGUGCCAGAAAUGGAGACAUCCUGUAUAAAUGACUAGUUCAUGUUCGCGCUG
This is a messenger RNA of Pelobates fuscus (common spadefoot toad), 10907 nucleotides long. It is a transcript of the gene UTRN, whose product is annotated as utrophin. Bases 13 to 10641 code for a protein of 3542 amino acids. Gene Ontology annotation, molecular function: protein binding; zinc ion binding. The record is from RefSeq and is a predicted model, not a curated record. NCBI's taxonomy places the organism in Eukaryota, Metazoa, Chordata, Amphibia, Anura, Pelobatidae. Gene Ontology annotation, cellular component: plasma membrane. Gene Ontology annotation, biological process: synaptic signaling. The transcript is spliced from 74 exons.